GUGUCAACAGAUCGCAAAACAAAUACAUACAGUAACAGUUACACAGUUGCACUCGAUGGUCGGAGUCAACGGUAAGAGCUGUGUUGGUGGAUUUCUCGGAAUAAUGCACCGCUUUUGAUGAAUGGGGCGUUUGGUGAGUCCCUUCCCAUCACCACAGACUCACCAGGCUUCAUUGUCAAGAUUGGGAUCCUGAUUGAUUGACUUCCCUGUCUAACCGGAGGUGUUCCUGUGAAAGACGCCGGGGUGACAAAAUGGACGGGUCAGAGGAGUUUGAGGGACGCACCAUGGUCCAGGUGAUCACUGACAAGUACAACCUGGAGAACUUCCCCUACUGUCGUGGGCCCGGCACGGGCGUGGUGGUUCUGACCAGCCCACAGAGUUCUCCAGUGAAAGGCCAGCUGAACUUGCCCCGGGUGCUCGUGCUGGACAGCUGUGGAAUCACCCAGGCUGGAGAUGAAUCAGAGGUGGCCACCUACUGUGCCCAUGUGGUAGAGCUGGACCUUUCAAAUAACCACCUGCAGGAGUGGGGGGAGGUCUUGAAGAUCGUGUCCAACGUCCCGAAGCUGGACUUCCUCAACCUCAGCAUGAACCCUCUGAGUGGCUCACAGCUGGAGCACGAUGCGGAGCCUUUCCUAGAGCUGCGCCACCUGGUCCUCAACAACACCCACGUGUCCUGGGCAGUCCUUCACACACUCACUCGGGAGAUCCCAAAGCUGGAGGAGCUCUUCCUAUGUCUGAACGAAUAUCGGUCCGUCCAGUUGUCCGACGUGCCUUGCGCCUCCCUGCGGCUAUUGCACAUCUCGGACAACCGGCUGCAGGACUGGGCCGAGGUGCGUAAGCUCGGCCUCAUGUACCCAGGCCUCCAGUCCCUCAUCCUUGCCAACAACACGCUGACCUCCAUCGAUGAGCCACAGGAGUCUCUCUGCCGCCUGUUCCCCCAGCUGCGCUGUAUCAAUCUUCAUAACACGGGUCUGAGCCGUUGGGAGGACAUUGAGAAGCUGAGCAUGUUCCCCAAGCUGCAGGAGGUCAAAGUCAUGGGCGUUCCGUUGCUGCAGUCCUACAGCACCACAGAGCGAAGGAACCUCGUGGUGGCCCGGCUGCCUAACGUCACGGUGCUGAACGGGAGUGUGGUGACACCAGGGGAGAGGGAGGACGCCGAGCGUUUCUUCGUCCGCUACCACGUCGAGUAUCCGGAGAAUGAGCUACCUGAAAGGUACCACAGCCUAGUGGCUCAGUACGGCCGGCUGGAACCCCUGGUGGACGUGGACCUGCGUCCCCAGAGCGACGUGCUGGUGGGCAUCCGCUACGGGGACCACGUGGAGCAGGUGCACCUCAAGCAGGAGCAGACGGUGGCGGACCUGAAGAAGGCGCUCAAGCCCCUGCUGCAGCUCCCGUGCAACCGGAUGCGCGUCUUCCACGUGGCGCCGGUCCAGGGGCCUCAGGAGCUCAAGUACAACACCCGAGCUCUGCACUCCUACAAGAUGCGGGACGGGGACGAGAUUUUGGUGGUGCCCAAGGAUCUAGCCACGGCUCGCGUCCACGCGCCCGACACCUCCAUUAGCAUCGGUGUCGGCCGGCUGCCGGGACUCCGUUUCACAGCGGUGACAGCGGCUAUUCAGCCGCGCUGGGCCAAUCGGCGCCUUUGUUUCUCUACAGCCAACAUCCUGUUUACAGUGGUCCAAGACAAUAAGUCCGACUUCUUCCCUCUCUGUGCUCUGCCUAUGCAACUCUACACCAGAACUGAGUGUGAACGGGAAGCUCAAGACCCAUUAAGAGGUUCAGAUUUGCCAGGAGAGCCUCUGCCUGUUGCCCUCCUGCCCGGUCGAUGGUACCCAGGUGGAUGGGACUCUGCUUUGCUCUCACGGACGCCUGAUGCCACAGGUGAGGUGCUGAACAUCGGUCCUCUGUCGGCAGCUUUUUCUCAGGAUAUCCUCUACCCCUUUGGAGCGGCCUUUAGGGAUUUAGAGACCCCAAAGAUGGACGAUGGCAGCUCCCCAGAAAUUCCUCUCCUCAUCCCUUUUAUCUUCUUCACCAUUCCCUACCGCUCUAUCUAUAUAAACAACAAUGGGGUGCUCUCCUUUGGUGUACAAGUGAGCCAGUUCACCCCUGAGCAGUUCCCCCUCAGCGACAGUCGCUCCUUCAUCGCUCCUCUCUGGGGCGACGUACACAAUGGCAUCCGAGGCGAUGUGUACUAUCGUGAGACCACAGAGGCAGACGUCCUCGAAAGGGCAACCAUGGACGUCCGCAAGAUUUUUAAAAGCAUGGGCUCCUUCACAGCUACCUGGGCCUUCAUUGCAACGUGGCAUCAGGUCACAUUUUAUGGAGGCAGCCAGACCACUCCGGUGAACACAUUUCAGUGCAUCCUCAUUUCUGAUGGGGCAUCAUACUUCUCCAUGUUCAACUAUGGAGACAUUGCCUGGAGCACAGGCACAGCUAGUGGGGGAGACCCCCUUACUGGCCUGGGCGGAACCACAGCACAGUCAGGUUUUAAUGGCGGCGAUGUGAGUCACUUCUUCAAUCUCCCUGGCUCUCGCACCAAUGAUGUGGUGAAUAUUGAACAAACCACCAACGUCAACCAGCCUGGCCGAUGGUUCUUCCGGGUUGACACAGAGCAGAUAGAUCCAGCCAAUGGGUGCAGCUAUAAUGGUCGUUUCUACCGGCGGGGGGAGGUGUUCUGGCUGUCAGACCAGUGCUCCCAGCGAUGCCGUUGUCUGGACGUAGAUAACGAGGUCUUCUGCCAGGAGGCUCCGUGUGGGCAGCUGGAAACGUGCGAACAGCUGGAGGGCGCCUACUACUGCCAGCCUACGCGCACCAGCACCUGUGUGGUGUUCGGAGACCCCCACUACCACACCUUCGAUGGUUUCCUCUACCACUUCCAGGGCACCUGCUCCUACUUGUUGGCCCGACCCUGUUGGGAGAGCCCUGGGCUACCCUACUUCAGUGUGGAGGCCAAGAACGAGAACCGGGGCUCUGCGAUGGUGUCCUGGCUUCGAGACGUCACUAUAGACGUUUACGGCCAUCGGAUAAAUCUGCCAAAAGGCAGCCUGGGAACAGUUCAGGUGGAUGGCCUGAUGCGGACACUUCCAGUGCAGCUUCAGCUCGGAGCUGUCCGAGUGUAUCAGUCGGGCGUGGCCGUUGCCAUGGAGACAGAUUUCGGCCUCCUGGUGACAUACGACGGGCAGCACUACGCCUCCAUCUCCCUGCCGAGUCCCUACUUCAACAACACCUGCGGCCUGUGCGGCAACUACAACGACGACCCGGCCGACGACCCCGUUCUGCCCGACGGCUCGCUGGCGGAGAGUGUGGUGGAGCUGGGAGGAAGCUGGCGGGCGGAGGACUUUGACUGGCGAUGCACGGACGGCUGUGCCCACAACUGCAGUGUGUGCGACCCGGCCACCGAGGCCUUCUACUUCAAGCCGGACUACUGCGGUCUCAUCAACAAGACCGACGGGCCCUUCCGAGACUGCCGUGCGGUGGUCGACCCCACCGCCUUUGUGUACAGCUGUGUGUACGACAUGUGCAGUAACCGGGACAACAUCACAACGCUGUGCCAGGCCAUACAAGCCUAUGCCCUGGCAUGCCAGGCACUUGGGGUUACCAUUCGUCCAUGGAGAUCACGCACAUUCUGUGCUCUGAACUGUCCCGAGUUCAGCCACUACGAGGUGUGCACCAGCGCCUGCCCUGCCUCCUGCUCCGAGCUGACCUCCCACCUGCACUGCACGCACCCCUGCACCGAGGGCUGCCAGUGCGACCAGGGCUACGUGCUGAGCGGCAGCCGCUGCGUGCGCCGCGAGGACUGCGGCUGCGAGCAGGACGGCCUCUACUACACCCGCAACGAGACCUUCUGGGCCGGCGAGGCCAGCGAGCACGGCGGCGGCGGCGAAUGCUCCCAGCGCUGCGUGUGCGGGCCGGCCGGCGAGGUGUCCUGCUUCAACGACUCGUGCCAGGAGGGGGAAGUGUGCGUGGCCGAGGUCGGGCUGCUGGGCUGCUACCCGCGGCGCGAGGGCGUCUGCUUCCUGUCCCAGACGCAGGUCAUGUCCACGUUCGACGGCAUCGUGCUGCCGAUCCCCGACGAGAGCUCCUUCUACCUGGUGAAGCCGUGCGCAGUCAUGCCGGCCAACGUGUCUGCGGUGGAGGUGAAGAUGGGAAGGAAGCUGGUGAAUAAAGGCCCCACAUGGAUGCGGCCGGUGGUCGUCAGGGUGGGGCACGUGGAGGCUCAGAUCGGUGGAUCCGAUUUUGACUCUGCAAAGCUGAAUGGAGAGCCUGUGGGUCUCCCCUAUGUCCAUCCGGUGGAGAUGCUGACCAUAUACAAGAUGGGAAACAUGACCGUUGUGGAGUGGAACGGCCUGGUGAAAGUCCGCUACUCCCGCCACGGGCAUCUCAACGUCUCCCUCUCCACUGUUUUCUACAACGCCACCUGUGGCCUGUGUGGCUUCUUCAACGCCGACCCCACCGACGACCUCCGCCUGCCCAACGGCCGGCAGCCGGAGACAGCCGAGCUCUUUGUGGAGGGCUGGCGAGCUAUUGCGGAUGACCUGACGUGCAACGGGGAUUGCGAGGAUCUGUAUCGCAUGUGUGUGGACUUGCGGCUCUACCAGAGCCCUUGGCUCUGCGGGAACAUCAACGACCCGGGCAACAGCUCCUUCCUGGCGUGCCACAUGGCCGUCAACCCCUCGCCGUUCUUCAGAAACUGCCUCUACAACAUGUGUGUGAAAGAGGGCAACCGCUCAGCGCUCUGCUCCUCUCUACAGGCCUACGCCUCAGCCUGCCAGGAUGCACAGAUCAGUUUAGGGGCCUGGAGAACUGCCACCAAUUGCCCUCUGCCCUGCCCUGAGAACAGCCACUUUGAGGAGUGCGCCAGCUCCUGCCCACUGACCUGCACCAACCUGGACGAGCCGGACGAGCCGUGCCCGGUGCCCUGCGCCGAGGGAUGCCAGUGCGAGGAGGGCUACGCUCUCCGGGACGGGCAGUGCGUGGCGCGGAGCGAUUGCGGCUGCAUGUACAUGGGCCGGCAGCUGGCCACCAACGAGACCUUCUGGACGGACUGGGAGUGCCAGGAGCGGUGCUUCUGCAACGGCACCGACAACAGCGUCUACUGCCAGUUCGCCCCCUGCGACGCCGAGGAGUUCUGCCAGGAGGACGACGGCCUCUACUUCUGCCAGCCGCGCACCGAGGCGCUGUGCGCCGUCGCCGGUUACAGCCACUUCCUGCCGUUCAGCGGCAUCCCGUUCGACCUGCAGAGCAGCUGCUCACUGAUGCUGGCGACCACGCAGUGCGGAGAGGACGAUGACAACAGCGACGCGCUGCCCCAGUUCAAGCUGUUUAUCCGGAACGAGGAGCGAGACACGCAGCAGUCAAUCUGGGUCAGGGGCUUUGUCCUGGAGGUGUAUGGCUAUGAGAUAGAAGUGUCACGCAGCUACAAGAACACUGUCACGGUGAAUAAGGAGCGCUUGUAUCUGCCUCUGAAACUGGGCCCGAGCAAGGUCAACAUCUACACCCUCGGUCUGCAGCUGAUGGUGGAGACAGAUUUUGGCCUCAAAGUGGCCUUUGACUGGAACACCCGUGUGCUGCUGUCCCUGCCACGCAGCCUCUACAACGCCACCUGCGGGCUUUGCCAAGGAGUGCCCCUGUCUGGUCCCACCACCACUGUCACUCAAUGGGGCAUGACAUGGGCGAAGCGCGAGACGUUCUGCCAGGUGGGGUGUGGCGACUCCUGUCCCCGCUGCGGGAACGCGGAGAGGUCUGGCGAGGGCCCCGUGCUGUGCGGGCUGCUGGUGGACCGCGGCGGCGUGUUCGCCCGCUGCCACAGCAUGGUGCCGCCGGCGUACUUCUACCAGAGCUGCCUGCAGGACACCUGUCUGGACCAGGGGGCGCGCGAGACCAUCUGCAACUGGCUCCAGGUCUACGCCAGCACCUGCCAGACUCAGGGAGUGCCCAUCGUUGGCUGGAGGAGCAACACGCCAUGCACUGUGUCAUGCCCAGCAAACAGCCACUAUGCCAGCUGCAUGGUGGUGUGCCAGCCCCAGUGUGCCCCGGCCCGUGGGCAGCGCGACUGCAACCAGUAUUGUGUGGAGGGAUGCCAGUGUGACCAGGGGUACGUGCUCAACGGCAAGAGCUGCAUCCUCAGCCAGAACUGCGGCUGCUACACCGACAGCAAAUAUUACGAGCCUAAGCAGCUGUUCUGGAACGGCGACUGUACCAAACGCUGCCAGUGCAUCGGCAGGAAUCUGAUCCAGUGCGACCCGCGCCGCUGUAAGGCCGAGGAAGAGUGCACGCUGCGCAACGGCGUGAGAGGCUGCUUCGCCCGACGCACCCAGCACUGCGUCGCCUCGGGUGGCGGAGUGUUCCGGACCUUCGACGGCGCUUCUCUCCGCUUGCCCGCCUCCUGUUCGUUUGUCCUCUCCACCAUCUGCCACAAGCUGCCAGAGCUCUCGUUCCAGCUCAUCGCCAACUUCGACAAGUGGAGCACGCCAAACCUCACCACUAUCUCACACGCCUACCUGUACAUCAACGAGGAGAACAUCCUCAUCUCUGGGAGCACUGUCAAGGUAAACGGUACCCCUGUGACAGUACCCUUUGUCACGGGCCUGAUGACGCGCGUGUCCACCUCAGAGGGCUUCCUGGUCAUUGACACACCGCAGGAGAUCCAGGUGCGCUACAACCGCUUCAACACCCUGAGCAUCACCAUGGGGCCCCGGCUGCAGAACAAGGUGUGCGGCCUCUGCGGCAACUUCAACGGCGACCCCACCGACGACUACAUCACCUCCCGCGGCAAACCCGCCAUGACUGCUCUGGAGCUCGCGCAGAGCUGGAAGACCAACGGCAUGCAAAACAGCUGUGAUGAGACCCAGUACGUGGCCCUGGCUCAGUCCUGUGACAACACGGCCGUGGCGGCCCUCCAGGCUGAGGACAGCUGCCUGAAGCUCACCGAGAUGAAGGGUUUCUUCCAGCCCUGCCACGGCCUGCUGGACCCCAGGCCCUUCUACCAGUCCUGCUACCUGGACGGCUGCUACAACCACCGCAAGGCCCAGGUGUGCGGCUCCAUGGCGGCCUACGCCGAAGCGUGCCGCUCCUUCGGCACACUCACGACCAAGUGGAUCACCCAGGAAAACUGCUCAGAAUGGAUCUAUGACCCCUGUGCCGGAGAGAUCUGCACGAACAACACGUGUGAGCAGGAGAAUGGAGGAGACCUGUGUGGCUGUCCAGAGCUGCCCAGCAGUGGUUCAAACAAGGAUGACAUCCUUCAGGCAGAGGUGACAUGUAAACAUGCUCGGAUGGAGGUCUCUAUAUCCAAGUGCAGGCUCUUCCAGCUGGGCUUUGAGCGGGAGGACGUGCGCAUCAACGACCAGCACUGCCCCGCGAUCGAGGGAGAGGACUACAUCUCUUUCCACAUCAACAACACCAAAGGUCACUGUGGCUCCAUUGUACAGUCCAAUGGAACACACAUCAUGUACAAGAACACUGUCUGGAUAGAGAGUGUGAACAAUACAGGAAAUAUUGUGACACGUGACAAAACGAUCAAUGUGGAGUUCUCCUGUGCCUACGAGCUGGACAUCAAGAUCUCCUUGGAGACGGUGCUAAGACCCAUGCUAAGUGUCAUAAACCUCACCCUGCCAACUCAAGAGGGAAACUUCAUCACCAAAAUGGCUCUUUAUAAGAACUCCUCCUACCGCCAACCUUACCGAGAGGGUGAAGUCAUGCUCAGCACGCGAGACAUUCUGUACGUCGGCGUAUUUGUCGAGGGGGCAGAUGCGCGGCAGCUCAUCCUCAUCGUGAACAUGUGCUGGGCCACGCCCUCCCGCUACAGCACGGACCGACUGCGCUACAUCAUCAUAGAAAGAGGCUGCCCCAACGUCAAAGACAACACCAUUGGCAUGGCUGAGAAUGGCGUCUCUCUUACCUGCCGAUUCCAUGUUACUGUGUUCAAGUUCAUUGGUGACUAUGAUGAGGUCCAUCUCCACUGUGAUGUUACACUCUGUGACUCCGAAGUCCAUCCAUGUAAAGUGAACUGCCCACACAACAGGAGAAUGUACUCAGGAGAAACUGAACACAGGACACAGCAGAUACUGUCCAUUGGACCCAUCAAACGCAGAGACUUAGACUGGUGUGAAGACAACAAUGGCGGCUGUGAACAGAUCUGCACCAGCCAGAUGAGGGGACCAGCGUGCAGCUGCGUCACAGGAAUGCUCCAGAAAGACAGGAGAAGCUGCCGUGUGGCUGGUUCUGGUGCUCGACUCCAACCUCUUACUCCUCUGGUCAUUUUUGGAGUGACCUAUGCCCUUCUGACCCUCACACACACGUUGUCCUGUUUGUCCUAACCCUUCAUGCAACCACACAAGGGAGGGGAGAGGUGGGAAGGACCCGGAAUGACAGCAAGUAAAUGAGAUAUGGAGACACAGAGAAAAGGAACAGCGUGAGAGAGAGAGACGGAGCAUCCAUUCCAAAAGCGCCACCAUAGAGCAAUAAUAAAACCAAAACACUGCCGAGAAGAAUCAUCAGCCGCAUCUGUUCAGUGAUGUGAAGGACAUCGCACAGUGAUCAACCUCUUCUUAUUGGGCCGCUGUGUCUGAAGGCGCUGGAGAUGAGCCAAUGAGACUACCCCAGAACGCAACAAAUCAAAACGGAUCGGGUUUAGACAUGAACAAAAUAACUGAACAGGAACAAUACAAACUGUUUCAGAAUUUCGAAAGUAAAUAUAGUGGACAAUGUAAAGUGUGACUUGGCAAAAUGAUCUCAGAAUUGAUAAAACCUAGUGAAUCUAGUGUUUUAGAUGCAGAAUAUGCCUACUCUAUCAUCACUUUUGUUUCCUUUGUUGUGCUUUACGAAAGGCUUUGGUAUAAUUAUGUAAAAAGGCUUUAUAUUUGGGCAUUGACUGAGAAAUAGAACUAGACUGUGCAAUUUCUUUUUUUUCCCACUUGCCGAAGCCUUUGGUAAAUGCCAUCAAUUUUGUCUUUGGUGCCGAUGCCAGUUUGUCUGCUGUGAUUCUCUGGAUUGAUUCAUAUUUAUGUAAAAUUUCUCAAUGAAAGGAAGCACACAGCGAUACUAUAGCCAAUUAUCAAGCAACUGUGAUUUGCAAUAAAAGUAACCACUUGAACAUG
Messenger RNA from Sardina pilchardus (European sardine), 9098 nucleotides. It is a transcript of the gene tecta, whose product is annotated as tectorin alpha. Gene Ontology annotation, molecular function: protein binding. The transcript has 38 exons. Lineage: Eukaryota; Metazoa; Chordata; Actinopteri; Clupeiformes; Clupeidae. Gene Ontology annotation, biological process: cell-matrix adhesion. The record is from RefSeq and is a predicted model, not a curated record. Bases 252 to 8318 code for a protein of 2688 amino acids.